AUAUAUAUUAUUCAAACUAAUAUUUUUAUAUAUUGUACAGAAGACUUAAGAUAGACAGAAAAAAAUAUAUAUACUCUCACAGACAUGUUCGCAUCUCAUAGAUGGAAGAAGAUAAAAAAGAAAAAUGUUAUCGUCCAACAUCAUGGGCACAAACUUUAUUCACGGUUAUGCCAAAGAAGGAAAUUGUCGAGGAUGUUAUACUUAAGCACAAAAAUGUUGAACUUCGAGAAAUCAAAAGCACAAGCAAGAUUUCAGCAAAUGUCAAAGAUUUUUUCGAGGAGGGUUUUAGCGAAGACGAUUUUAUUACCCAUGAACCUCUUCUUAAGUAUUUGAUGAAUUCUAGAGAAUUAGAAGAGAUAGCCACCAAAGAUGCGGAAAAUCAAACGUUUCUGCAAGGUGUCCCCAUAGUUGGUAUACCGAUCAAAUAUAAACAUGAAGCAUCACAAACGAUGUACAUGAGUAGUCCUUGUCCGCCUGCAAAAUAUUCUGAACAUAUUAUAACUACCAUGAAUGCCGGUCCAAUGCCUGUAUUCAAGAUCAAUCACUCAAGUCAGACUUUGAUUACGAUUGAUCCUGAAACAUCACUGGAUGAAGCAGUAGAUGAUUUAUUACGCCGUUCACACGAAAAUCGAGAAGAUUUUACGGAAGAUAUUGUAGAUGAAGAAACAAUAAUCCUCGAAAUUCUAAAUUUCUUACUGUCACGUGCAUUUUGGAUAUCUGAUUCUGUCCAAGAUGGGAUCUUCGUCGAAGAGAAGUGUCAAGAUACACAAACCGUAAUACGAUAUAAUCGUAAUACCGAUAGUAUCGUAUUAGACGUUGAAACUCAAACUAUAACUGACUUGCAAGUCGAGAAUGAAACUCAAACUAUAACUGACUUGCAAGUCGAGAAUGAAACUCAAACUAAACUGACUUGCCAGCCGAAACAUUCAAACAGCAAACUAUUGGCCGAAUAUGAAGAAAUAAAAAGCUUUAUGCAGAGUUGUCUUGAGGAAUGUCUUAGAGGAAUUGAGCCUCGAAUUAUAAUUGACGAUCUAAUGGACGAAAUAAUCAUAAAAGGAGCGAAUAGACUCAAGUACCCAAUGAAAGAUCGAUUGAUCCAAACUGUGGCUAGUUAUAAGUCUCCUGAUAUGAAGGAAGAAGACGUGCUACGAAAAUUAAAGAUACCCGUGGUGGUCGAUCCGUUCGAAGCGUCGAUCGUGGUUCUGCCACUGAUAGAGGACCUACUGCUUUCUACUUGCAACAAGAUAUCUCGUCGUGCACAAAUCGUUGCCAAGAAUAUUCUAAAUUCAUUGAUACAACAGACAGUCUUGAAUGGAUCUAAAUUAGCAGAAGUUCGAAAACAAUUAAAACCUUCUCUUCAACAAAUACUCGACGAAAGAAGAAGAAAGAUCGUCGAGUCUAUGCUAAAGAAAGAAACGGAGACUGCUGCUACUCAGACGGGACUCGCUGGAGUUCCCGCAGUUGCAAAAAUCAAGGAAUCUAAAGACAUUCUGUGCUCAGUUUGUGCCAGGCAAUCGAUAUGCCAAUGGUGCGUAGCGGCUCAAGAGGAAAAUGAUCAAAAUUUGCCGCUCCAAAAUAAGAAAUUACUGCGUACGCAGGAUAUACUGCUGGCAUAUAAUCCGUGCUACGUCGUCGCGACAGCUUCGGAAAAAGCGAAGAAUCCACAUUUGCAAUCGAUCGAUUUCAUGAAAAAAAAGGUUGAAAAACUGACCUCUGCUCAGUUAUCCAUACCGUGUAAUUGUAAUGUAACACCUGAAGAAACAGGCGAUGUUGUUGAUAAGAAGUGUAUCAAUAUUCUCAUGACUUCGAAGAAAGACAUCCAGAAUCGAGAUUCUAUCAGUGGAUGGGCCCGUAUCAUCGAUAGUACACUAGCAAAGUCUUGGUCACUCAAAGUAGAUUCUACUAGUAAUACAAUUAGUGUUUGCACCACAAGAUCGAAAUCGGUUCCGAUGUCCUACUGUAAGAAAACAUCACAAUCUGAAAGCGUUCCAAAUUUGCAAGCAACAAAAGCAUUGCAAAUAUUGAAGAGCACGUUUUGCACUCGAGACACCUGCCCCGCUUUUCUAGCUACACGGGAACGUGAUUUGCCCGAUGAUGACGUAAAUGAAGAACAUGUAUCUUGCAAUGUAGAUUGCACGUUAUUGAACCUAGAUCAACAUUGUAAACGGUCUAUUAAUAGUAAUCAAAUUUGCGCUAGGCCACGAGUAGAUAAAGUUAAAGUUUCUACCCGACCCUUAUCAGAAUUUCGAGGAUGGACAUAAUAGUGAAAAUCAAUUGAUUAAAUUUUUUGUGUUAAAACGUCACAUGUACAUAUCAAGCGCUUUCUUGUUAGUUUUAAAAUAACAAAAAAAAGUUUUAGUAUCUAAAAAUCAUAUAUAAUUAUUUUUAAAUAUGCAGAUGAUAUAUAAGUAUAUAUGUACGUGCAAUUACAUU
This is a messenger RNA of Cataglyphis hispanica, 2433 nucleotides long. RefSeq lists its product as uncharacterized. The transcript is spliced from 5 exons. Bases 102 to 2261 code for a protein of 719 amino acids. The record is from RefSeq and is a predicted model, not a curated record. Lineage: Eukaryota; Metazoa; Arthropoda; Insecta; Hymenoptera; Formicidae.